UGUUUUCUUAUUCUUUUUCCAUUGUUGGGUUUCCGAAUAUUAAAAAUCCCUGUUUUCAAAUGAGCCAUGAAUAACAAUAUCUCCAUCUUUUAGUGCGGGAAGAACCAAUGGCAUAUAAGGUGGAUAAUGAGUAUGAUUACUUGUUCAAGAUUGUUUUAAUUGGGGAUUCCGGUGUAGGAAAAUCUAAUAUUCUUUCCAGAUUUACGCGUAAUGAGUUCUGUUUGGAGUCGAAAUCCACCAUUGGGGUCGAAUUUGCAACAAGGACUCUGCAGGUGGAAGGCAAGACAGUGAAGGCACAGAUAUGGGACACAGCCGGUCAAGAAAGAUACCGUGCAAUCACUAGCGCAUACUACAGAGGCGCUGUCGGGGCACUCGUGGUGUACGACAUAACCAAGAGGCAAACCUUUGAGAAUGUCCAACGUUGGCUACGUGAAUUGAGGGAUCAUGCCGACUCCAACAUAGUCAUAAUGAUGGCCGGCAACAAAUCCGACCUCAAUCACCUCAGAGCCAUCAACGAGCAAGAUGCUCAACUCUUCGCUGAGAAAGAAGGGCUAUCAUUCCUCGAGACAUCGGCACUUGAAGCGCAUAACGUGGAGAAAGCGUUCCAUACAAUUUUGUUGGACAUUUAUCAGAUUAUAAGCAGAAAGGCCUUGUUGGCUCAGGAGGCUGCUGCUAAUAUUCCUGGUCAGGGCACUGCCAUUAAGAUUGCAGAUUACUCAGGCAACUCGAACAGGAGACAGUGUUGUUCUACUUGAAUAUAAUACGCAAAUGUUGCUUAUUUGUUCAGAAAGUUGCUGAAUGAGGAGCUAAAUCAAUUUUUCGAACAGCGACCAAUGCUGAAUCGAACUGUAAAUCGUCAUAUAAUUAUUAAACGAAAAGAUAUAUAUCUUCCAAUUUUAUCUAU
Olea europaea var. sylvestris is the source of this 904-nucleotide messenger RNA. Its product is annotated as ras-related protein Rab2BV-like. The record is from RefSeq and is a predicted model, not a curated record. Lineage: Eukaryota; Viridiplantae; Streptophyta; Magnoliopsida; Lamiales; Oleaceae. The coding region runs from base 108 to 755 and encodes 215 amino acids. The transcript is spliced from 3 exons. Gene Ontology annotation, cellular component: endosome. Gene Ontology annotation, molecular function: GTP binding; GTPase activity.